Molecule: messenger RNA, 2096 nt
Organism: Lolium perenne
Lineage: Eukaryota; Viridiplantae; Streptophyta; Magnoliopsida; Poales; Poaceae
Source: RefSeq, a predicted model, not a curated record
CUCACCCAACAAUUACCUCGCAAUUUUGGCCGGCCCGGCCGCCCAUCAAAACCAUCGCACCGGCAACUGCAAAACACGACUCCAACUCAGAGGAUUCACUGGGUCCACGUCCAUGGAGACCAACCCACCACAGCUCUUUCUUCCCGCGACGGCGGCGGCGACAUCAGCGAGACGUAGAUCCGUCCGAUCACGCGGGGCCCGCAAGCGCCGGAGGAUCGCCGCCGAGGACACCGGCGGCUGGGCGUCGCUCCCCGACGACAUAGUCCGCCUCGUCGCCGACCGGGUGCUGAUCGCCGGCGACGUCGUCGACUACGUCUCCCUCCGCGCCGCCGGCUCGGACUGGCGCGCCAGCACCGACUCCCCGCUCCUCGCCGGCCACCGGCACCACCCCGCGCGCGGCUGGGCCGCGCUCUGCGACGGCGACGCGGCGCGCCCGGACGACGCCGACCAGGUCGCCUUCUUCAAGCCCGCCACCGGCCGCCGCGUCCGCGUCCGCCGCCUCCGCCUCCGCGGCAGCAGGAUCGUCGCCUUCAGCGCCGGCCUCCUCGUCCUGCUCCACAAGCGCCACACCACCGUCCAGGUCCUCCACCCCUUCACCCGCGCCGUCCUCCUCGACCUCCCCAGCCUCGCCACCGCCUUCCGCCUUGUCGGGGGCACCCGCGACUCCCUCCUCCGCAUGAACGCCGCCGUCUUCACCACCCCCACCUCCACAACCACCGCCACCACCUCCACCAUCGACGCCGUGGUCGCCUGGUUCCCCGGCACGCGCGCCGUCCUCUACGCCAAGCCGGACGACACCGCCUGGAACUGGGAGUGGGACGCCGCCGUCCUCGACAUCCACCUCCACAGCGUCCUCGCCUUCCGCGGCGGCCUCUACGCCACCACCAAGACCUCCACCAACAUCCUCCAGCUCUACCCUCCCACCUCCAACAACACCACCUUCCCGGUCGACACCCCGAUCCCGGACGCGCUCGGCGACCCGUCCUCCUGCCUCUACUUCCUCGUCGAGUGCCAAGGCCGCAUGCUGCUCGCCGUCCGCCACUACGCCGCCACGCCCACGGUGCACACCGCCGUCAAGGUCUUCCAGGUGGACCUCGACCGCCGCCGGCUCAAACUGGUCAGAGGCAUCGCCGACCGCGCGCUGGUCCUCGGCGCCGACAGGUGCCUCUCCGUCUCGGCCAAGGACCUGCCGUCCAUCAGCGGGAACUCUGUCUACUGCUCCUCUCAGUACGGUGUCGAGUGCUUCUCCAUCGGCGGCGGCCCUGCCGGCCACGAGUGGUUCGCCGCCUUGCGCUCCGUGCGGCCAUUCACCAUUCUCGAUCAUCUCGUCACAUACUGCAAUCACCUUGAGUGGGCCAGGGGCCUCAUGUUCCAUGAGUAUCAGCUCAUACCUGAUUGUCUAGUGGAAUUGAAGACCAAAAUCAAGAAGCAGGAUUCACAGCUGCAUAUUCCAAUUCGCGAGCCCGAUAAGAAGACGACCAAACCAUCUCCUGCUGCAAACUAGCACACUAGCUAUGCAUAUAUGAUGAUAAGUGUGAUCGAAAACAUGUACAAUCGUACUAAAAUACAAGAACUCAGGGACUCAACUAUGUACCAAUGAUCACUAGCUACAAUCAAUAUAUAUACCUCAUAGUUGUUCCUAACCAUUGUUUUUCUUAGGUCAUCAUUUACAGUUGAGCAGUGCCUACCUGGCCAUCGAUCAUGGACCUGUGCGGCCGUCGUGAGCUGAGUUCUUAGGAUUGUCGUGGAACCUGAGAUGACACGAUUCGGACGGGGGUGUGCGUGGCAGAUGCUCGUCUUCUUUCUGAAUAAAAGAGAAGAACAGAAAAGCAGCGGACAUUAUGCUGAGCCAAAACCUCUCGGUGUUCCUCUCAAUCUCUCAGUUUGAUUCUAGGACUUCAGGCAUCAACGAGACUCUUGCGUCUUAUUACAGUGACCUGCUAUGCACAUAUAUAGAAUAUGGCAGUCGCUUGGGAUUUAGGGUUGGUGUUGUGAUAUCUGUCUAGAAUCUGAGUGUAUUUGUUGUGUACCAUACUCUCUCUAACAUUGUCAGGCUUUGAUUGCUAUGUGAAUUGUCGGUGUAAUUUUGCUGAGCC